AUCGCCAAUAUUAGUCGAGCCCAGGGAGGAUACUACAGAUGUAAUGCUACAAACUUCAUGGAACCCACGGGAUAUGACUCUACCGUUGGCAACAGUUACAAUACAGUCUACAUUGAUGUACAAUAUGAGGCAGAAGUGACGAAUUUUACAUUAUCGAAUGUUGAUCACGGGCAAACCUUUGAAAUAAAUGAAAACACACAAGUCAAAUUUUAUUGCCGAGCUCAAGGCAAUCCAUUAUCAAAAAUGGGAUUGUAUAAACAAAGUGAAGGUUUGAAGACAGCGAGUAAUACAAACGAAUUGGAAUUCACGAUCAGCAGUAGUGAGUGUGAGGACGAUGGCACUUACCAGUGUUCAGCACAAAAUAUACACAAUGCUCAAGCUGAUGUCAGGUCCUUGACGCUAUUUGUUAGAUUUACGCUAGUAGCCUUUCCACGACCACGUGUGGCGGACUUUGUUUGGGAAAAGGAAGGUUCACGUCUUGAUACGUGGCAUAUCGUUUCUAAUGACACAGACAUCAACAUACUGAUUUCAGAAGACGGUCUUCAAACUAAACUAUCCUUCAGUUCCAUAAAGCAAAAAGAUUUCGGGUUUUAUCGCGUGCGUGUGAGCAACAAACUUGGACAGUUUAUUGGAACGUUUAGACUGCAGGCGCCAGUGCGUCCUCAUACCCCUUCUAAUUUGCAACAUUUUAAAAAAGCCACCGUUGACACGAUCUACAUUGUCUGGACUCCCGCGUAUGACGGAGGUCUGUCCCAAACGUUUCACGUAGAAUAUAGGGAAGCUGGAACUUCUGUCUGGGGGGAAACUGAUGUUAUCGCUGGAAACAUCAACCACACCAUUGUUGGAUUAAAUCAAGAUACAACGUACGAAAUAAGAGUAUAUUCAACAAAUGUUAUCGGUAGAUCAGUUUCAUCAGAGGUGAUCACUAUUACCACAUUGAAAAGGCCGGAAACUAAUUCUGAUGCUGGUACAGUUGUUGGCGGUGCUGUUGGCGCAAGUAUCGGAGCAGUCUUGGUCGUACUAGUCGUCCUGGUUAUUCUUAGACGGAAGUUUGCAGUGAAUUGUAACGUUGUACGAAAAAUAGAUUUUCCUGCUGGGCAAAACGUACCCGACACAGACAGUCCUGGAUGUAACGCAGCUCAGACGUACGACGAAGUUUCCAUGACAAAUAACGCAUCGCAUUACGAUGUUCUAAGUACGUAG
Messenger RNA from Mya arenaria, 1203 nucleotides. RefSeq names its product synaptogenesis protein syg-2-like. The transcript is spliced from 7 exons. The record is from RefSeq and is a predicted model, not a curated record. Gene Ontology annotation, molecular function: protein binding. NCBI's taxonomy places the organism in Eukaryota, Metazoa, Mollusca, Bivalvia, Myida, Myidae. Bases 58 to 1203 code for a protein of 381 amino acids.